UGGCUCGCUCGGUGCUGAAGUUGGGCGGAUGGACGGAAAACACCGCUGAUGGAGAUAAAACGGCAGCAUGCAAUCUCAACACCCGAUACCCCUUAUAUCCAAAUAAACAGCUGUAGCGGCACCCUUUUAGAAGACUGACACCCGAGACAAAAGGGAUGUCUUAUCCUGGAUCAUUUUGCCCUUGACUCAAGAAGAGGGUUUACCUGCAAAUACCAGGUGUUUGAAACCUACCUCCACCCACCCACUGUGUUCUUCAUCAGGCAUGGUUAGAGAAGAUACAAGAGGACACAAUUUGUAUUCCAGCACUCUGUCGAUCGCAACUUUUGACAUUACGUCAUGAUUUUCUUACCUGAUCUCCGGUUGGAUAGCUGCUAAUUUGCAUGCCUCAAAGUGUGAGUGGAGUUGAAAUGAGGAAAAGGCAGCAGGGACGCAUUGAAGGACCCCCGCAGGCGCCUGGUCACCCGAGGCCUAAUACCUGCUGUCUGUGCUGGUGUGGAUGCUGCAAGUGCCUCUGGAAUGAAGACCGGCGAGAACGUUCAGAAAGGCAAACAUGUACAAAGAUGGAUAGCAUAGAGGCAACAGAGGAACAGCAUCCCACACUGGACGAGGUGAUCGCCUGGUCCCGGAGCUUUGAGAUGAUGAUGCGCUCUCCAGAGGGGAGGGAUGUUUUCAGGGAGUUCCUGCGGUCUGAGUACAGUGAGGAGAACCUGCUGUUCUGGAUUGCUUGCGAGGAAAUGAAGAAGGAGACCAACCCAUCAGCUAUUGAUGAAAAAGCCAGGAUCAUUUAUGAGGACUAUGUUUCUAUUCUAUCACCUAAAGAGGUCAGUUUGGAUUCACGGGUGAGGGAAGGCAUCAACCAAAACCUGGCGGAGCCCAGCAGUAUGAUGUAUGAGGAGGCUCAGCUCCAGAUCUACACCCUCAUGCACAGAGACUCCUUCCCUCGAUUCCUCAACUCAUCUGUUUACAGGGAUCUUCUCAACACCAAGAGAACCUGCUUAGACACCUAGGUUUCAGCAAAUACACUUGAGACAAAAAAAAGCCCCAAGGUGCCACUUUUUCAAAAGGUGUGAUGUUUCUUAUUUCGAGAGCGAGUAGUUAAGCAAUUCUGAGCAUCCACUAGUGACCCUGUUCAGUUGUGUUUAAGUGCCAAUAUGAGCUGCUCAGGCAACUGUGACAGAAAAACAUGUCGGAAAAACCGGACAGAUCCAUAGUUUUCAUAUUCACCCGCUUUGUCAAACCUCUCUUUUCCCUCUUCCAGUUUACCUCACUGUCAGCUGUUUUCUUUCCUUUUCUCCUGAUCCUUUCCGUCUUUUAGAUGUCUGAGGACAGCUGUUUUCAAAAGCGAUAGAUGUUGAGCUAGACAACAUGAUCUUUGCAUGAUACAAGGUUAUGGAAUUUACUCCAGUUUGACAAUUAAGCCUGGACUACAAUGUUUUUUUAAUUAAAAAAGGUGUUUUUUAUGCUGUCACGAGGAGAGAACAUUGUAAAGCUCUCGCAAGCGAAGGGAAUUUUAGCUGUGCCAAUUGUUUUUUAAGCAGAAGCUGGGAAGCGCAAUCGCCGUCUUGCCGUACAAACUCUUUUCGCGUGUCGACAGUUGUUUAACUGGGGAACAUAAGGGCUAGCUAGUGUUGUGAUUGGGCAGCUAAAUGAAUCAUGAACAUUUCUUUCUCACUGCAAAAAUCACAAUGCCUCGACACUGAAUAAGUGCAUAAAAGCUGCUGACGCUGGUGACAACACGGUUUAUUGUGUAAGUCGUCCUGGCCCUCCCAGUCCAUCACUAACCGAGAGAAGCACAGGUACUUUAGGUCAUGGGCUGUAAGCUUCGCUGGAUUGAAAGAAUAACUCACCCACCUUCUGGAGGUUUUCAAAACAACUUAGAAUUGUCUUUCACAUUAAAGAAAUGUAUUUUAUUAAACAAAAGUGUAGUGAACACUUUGCCUUGUUUUUGAGCGUGACACAGUAGAUCUAUUUCAAAUAAAUAGCUGAGACUGCUCGGAUGUUUUUUCUCAGAGGUGGCGUUACGGAAGAUUAAGUGAGAUGCGGUGUGAAAGGUCUUUUUGGACCGAUUUGAGGGCCUGCCAAUCGAAACGAACGCCCACCUUUGUUUUAAUGCUGAAAUACUUAUUUAUCAAACCAAGAAAAGUCAAUCUUUUUGUAAUACUUUUUCCAGCAUGCGUUUAUUUUGUUGUGUCAUGUACACAUUGCAAUACUCAACCCGAAGGAUGUGAACCACCGCGGGUAGCGUCACGUUGAAGAGACUGAAGAUGAUUUUCCUUUAGAGGUUUAAACUUGCGACCCUAAGACGGUUUCUUCAGCUCCGUGUCGUUGGAUUCAACCUUGAAUGUUGCUGUUCAAUUUUCUAGAAAUGUAUGUGCUAUUGCAGUUGCAGCAGCCAGUGCAUGAAAACACAGUAUCUAAAAAAAUACCAGUGUUAAACCACUUUCUCACCUUUUAGCUGAGUAGUUCAAGAGUGAAUUGCAUUUAAACAGACGUUUUUGGUCACCGUACCCAACCUGAAAAUGUCACUUUCUCUGACUUAUUGUGCCAAUGAAUGAACCAAGGUUUCUUUAGUAAAUAAUGAUCAAGUUGGUUUGUUGUUGGGUUUUCUUAUAUUGGUGCUCUGACAGUUAAGUGCCAUUCACUCUGGAGGUUUACCAGAUUCAAAUGAAGACCUUUGAUCACUUUGCCAAGUGCAUAAAUAUCCUUCUUUAAAAUAUUUGUGUAUUUGAGCAUCAGCCAAUGUGAGUAGGUCCUCAGUUUAUGUUGUUUUAUGAAGACAUACAACCUAGUAGUUUACACACACACACUGAAGCAGCGAACCAUCAUGGGACGUUUGGUUUUCCCAUAUUUCUAAAAGAAAGUUAUUGAAUUUUCUUGUUUGUUUUAAAGGCAAAAACAUUGUCAUUAAAGAAAUGAGCAAUAAAUCAAAAUUGUCUUGCUCCACAGAACGACACUGCAUGUCAUUUCGUGAAGUGUUUAACUAUUUUUGAGGGGGGAUCAGAGCUUGACACAACUGACAAAUAACAAGUAGCAUGUUGUUGAAAAUUUCAUGAUAGGUGUCGAUGACAAUUAAUGCGCAUUUUUAUGAAAUGACUGUAUCAAUCAGAACAUGAAACAAUCCAACAUGUGAAACCAUUGAACUGAGUAAAGAUUCAGUUGAAAUUUAGAUAAUCAUAAUGUGUUCGAUUCAGUCACAAGAAAAAUGUGAUACAAAGAGGUAUCUUCAAUCAAAGUCCUUUCUCAAAUAUUUGAUGCCAUGAAAUCAGCAACUUUCUACAGGCAGUUAUCAGUAGUAUUUGAUUAAUGUACAUAUCAUAAAAACAAAAAGUGGUAAAUGUGUCCCAUUUUUUGCAGUUGAAGAUGAAGGCUGAGCUACUGCCACAUCAGUGUUUAUUUUGUAAACAACCUAAAAUGCCAUUACAUGUAUGAUUCAAAGUCCUGCAAAUGACAACAAUUCUGACAUUAUUACCCACAUGAUUGGAUUAUUAUACAGCAUUAAGCAAGAAAAUAUUAAAGUUUGUGCCAUUUAGAAAGAGCCAUCAUUGAGAGUAGUUAUCUGUUUUGACUAAAGCAUCUUUAUGUCAUUUUUGCUGCUAAUGUUCUGAUUUUAAUGGGUAAAGGAGUUUUCACAUGACGGCUGUCGUAAAGAUCCUCUAACAGCUCUUUUUAAUGUAUUUUUCAGCAUGGUUUGACUUGGAAAAAACACACUUUCUUGCCAAAAGGCUUCUUUUGUAAGAAAAUGAAGUGAAGCCUGUGUUAUGUGAUUCUAGGAGUGUUGUCUCUUUUAAAGCCUUUUCAUUGGUUUUCACUACCUCUCCUGAUGCUUGGUUUUUCUCAUCCAGCUGUUAAUGUUUAAUGUUGUUUAUUUUGAUAUACUUGAAGCCUAGUACUGUAAAUGAGGUGUAGUGAGGGUUUAUGAGGAGUAGCAAUUUCUUUGUUUGUUUGUUGAAUUCUUUUCAGCAUAGUUAUGAUUAUACACACACAAAGAAUUCAGGAAACAUCAUAUUCAAGGGCUAAUCCCAUAUUGCCUAUGCAAAUAUCCUAAUUGUCAUAUUGGAGUCGUGGGUGACUGAGGAAUGUUUUCCUGAAACUGGGUGGAACACUGGUUUACAUUUGUCCAUUUCUGUUAUUUCUUAGUCGCUAUAUAUUUAAAAUCCUUCUUGAUGAAAAAGCUACUCGAUUAAGAUUGAAAUAAAUUUGUGUUGUGUCUACUGUGGGUGCGUUUUGACAUCUUGACAGGUUGACGGUUGACUGUAGAUGGAAAUGCAUACAGAAUGUAAGGUUCUGUUCGUGCUGAUUUAUCUUUGAGUGAUGGCAAACUUGGAACAGGUGACAUAAUUGAAUGAUUGGUGAAUGAAGCGAGUGUUUAUUCUUGUUUUUAAGGGUGCUUCAGUCCUUUUUAGGAAAGAUUGAAGGGCUACUUUGGGCACUUGGGAUAUGCUUUCCAAGAACAAGAAUAUCUACCUCUUGGUUCUCUUCAUUCCAUUAGCGUGAUAUAGAUGAUAUAGCUUUGACAAAGAAGUAGCUUACGCACAUCUUGAUUUGUUUUAGACUCUAAGUAAAGAGCCACAGAGGUGAACGAGGAAGCAAACAGAUUUUUAGCGAAUUCUUCGUUUUUUGGCUUUAACCUUUGUUCGGUUGUGCCCAAUCAAAGACACAGUUUCUGUGAAAGAACCUAGUAAGGACAUAAAGAUUUUGACCCCUCCCUUAACAACAUUCGUUUAUUUCAAUGUCAGCUACAACACUUUUGUAACUUGCAUGUGCUUACAUUAUGUAAUUUAAAGAUAAAAGCUGUAAUUGUGACAGAUAUGUUUACGGCUCUCAGUAGCACUAUUACAUUAAACAAAUAUGAAACAAAUAUGAUUAUUCAUAAGACAUAAUUUGAUUUGUUCAGUCAUGUAGAGUAAUGUGAAUUUUAGUGACACCGUUGCGAUGAUCCCCAAGAUUUAGGAAUAUUGGAGCAAGGAGAAAGGCUUCAUGUAUUUUUUUUUUCAAUUUUAUACGUUACUGUUUUUCUUUAAUUUGUCAAGUCCCUUUCACCGUAACAUUAAAGACACAAGGACAGCGAUCAGGUAACAGUUUUAAUUCUUCACUGAAUUUAAUCAUGCACAUUUUUCUAGAUGGAUUAGUUUAUCAAGUUUCCAAUGGUGUGCGAUGAUUUGGCCUAUUGAAUUAUCUGUAGGAUUGUUGGGUUUACCAUGAUGAAAUUUGAUAACAUAACGUAGUAUUGUUGUGCCAAUACAGCAAACAACAUACUUGUCUCAUCAGAGCUGUUUGUUUAAUAAUAAUAAAAAAACCUAAAGAGAAUAAGCAUUUGGACGACAUUGAAGAGACAAAAGUUUAGACAACUGGAUACAUAUUCGGUGAGAAUUGUGAAGUUCUGUUAGAAUGUGAUGAAGAAUUAUUACAAUUUUAAGGCAGUGAACUCCCUCAUCACAGUUUAUCACAGUCACCCUAAAGUGCCUUGAAUGUUUAGGCCAUGAGCUAUAAUUUCUGUUUUAAGUGUGAAAUGAUAGCGUUUUAACCUUUCAUUGUCCUCUGCAAAAAAUAGAAUAUCACUCUUGUUUUUCAACAUCAUGAUCACAAUGGCGUUCUAUAUUCUGUGGUGCUUAUUAUAUGUCACAUUAUGAAAUCUCAAAACUUUUUUAUUCCCAGUGUCAGCUCAUAAUCUGUAGAUUUUGUAUCUUUGCCCUAGGAUACAGACUUUGUUUUAUCCUUGUAUCAGACACAGGUCAAGUCUUCACUGAAGGCAUUCUUUAGAGCUGUGUCCUGAUCUCCUCAUUAAUGUUGAUUUAUAAAUCAUCUAUUUUAAUAGAAAAUAUGAAAAUAAUGAUCUAGUAUUCACAUUUCUGUUGUUUUUUAAGUCCAGAGGACAAAAUAUAAAUUAAUGUAAAUUGUAACUCAUAGAAGUACAUAUAAUUUUUAUAUUUGGCAUGCUUUUGCUGCUCAAAAUAGAUUAUUUAACACAAUACUAUAGUAUAUGAAGAAGUUCUGCGAUCUGCAGACGGUAUCAUUUAAUCUUUUGGAGUAGCUUUUGAAAGUGAUAAAAAAAUAACAAUUUCUAUUACAGAUGAUCACAUUUAAAUCAGUUCUUUGUGCAACUUUGAUGGGAAUCACCUGAUAGUAAUAAAAUUAGGUUACUUUAAGGUGAAGUAGAUUAGCUGAAGAGCAGCAGUACUGAUGUACAAGUUUAUUAAUACCUAACCUGCGAGGAUGGUUAAUUUCAGACCACAUGUACUCCUGCAUGAACAAUAUUAAAAGAGAGAAAACAUGUACUUGUAGACAUCAAAUAAAGUGACUUAAAAUA
Molecule: messenger RNA, 6307 nt
Organism: Triplophysa dalaica
Lineage: Eukaryota; Metazoa; Chordata; Actinopteri; Cypriniformes; Nemacheilidae
Gene: rgs17
Product: regulator of G protein signaling 17
Exons: 6
Coding region: 381-1007 (208 amino acids)
Source: RefSeq, a predicted model, not a curated record